Camponotus floridanus (Florida carpenter ant) is the source of this 1565-nucleotide messenger RNA. RefSeq names its product protein THEM6. NCBI's taxonomy places the organism in Eukaryota, Metazoa, Arthropoda, Insecta, Hymenoptera, Formicidae. The transcript has 5 exons. The record is from RefSeq and is a predicted model, not a curated record. The coding region runs from base 418 to 1086 and encodes 222 amino acids.
UAGAAUAGGAUCGCCAUCGGAUGCAUCCUGAUGGAUUUCACUCCACAUAGUUAUCGGAACAUCGGUAUGGGUGAUCGUUUUCAGAAGAUCUUGCUAAAAGAUUAUUAAACACUUCCUGUUAAAUUUAUAAGACUGUUAGAAAAAUUAUCCACCAGAAUGACAUUAGCGAACGUCUUAAGAUGAAUCCGCCGAUGUCACUACAACUCGUCCAGAGUCUUUCGAUAUGGUGCGAGCGCAGUCUGCGUUUUUAUUGACUAGACGAGAAACGCCAAAGCAAACCGCCAGCGAACGCCAUCAACCGCUCAGACAAAUCGAUAAACCGGCGCGAGCUAUUGCGGCAGUGUCGAGAAUUUCCAAAGUCUAACCCUCGAUAGGGAGAACAUCGACUUUCCUUGAAGCGGACAACCGGCGGUCAGGAUGAUGACUUGUUGGGUCCUUGUCGGAGUCUUUGCGGCCAUAGUACUCAUUUACGGCCUCAUUGAGCUACAUUAUUUCCUGCGUAUCUUCUUCACCGUUUUCCUUGCACGCUAUUGCAAGAAAAGAGUACACAUUCUCGACGAAACAGUAGUUUACGGAAUUUGCACCACCACCGACGUGGACGCUCUCUUAUAUCAUAUGAACAACGCAAGAUAUCUUCGCGAGCUUGAUUUUGCGAGAGUCGAUUUCUAUGAGAGAACAGAUUUAUAUCGAGAGGUUUGUUCCCAAGGAUCGGGCGUCGUGCAAGGAGCUACAACUAUACGCUACAGACGCUUUAUUAAGCCGUUAAUGAUAUUUAAAAUAACGUCUAAGAUUAUUUAUUGGGAUGAAAAAAGUUUCUUCAUGGAGCAUCGAUUUAUUACACCGAGCGAUGGUUUCAUAAGAGCUAUCGCGAUUUGCAGGCAGAGACUUCUUGAUUGUAGUGCGGAUACUGUUAUCGGCGCUUUAUUGAAUCGCAGAGUGAAGCAGAAAGGAAAUGUUGAAGCAGGUGUUACACAGGUACCUCCUGUGCGACCAGAAAUGCCACCCGAAGUGAGCAGAUGGAUAGAGAGUAACGAGAUAUCCUCAGCAAUGUUAAGACAAGAGCCAAUUAUUACGACACAUUGCUGACAAAAGGACGCCACGACGUCCAACAGUGGCGUCGUUGCAGCGCCGAUAUACACAACUACGACUGUGUAAUAAAUCGGAAUGCGAUAUAUAUUCUUGAUCUCCAAUUUUCAAUCAUCGGAUGACAUCUUGGCGGGAUUCCGGAAUGAUAUUAAUUUAGCGAUUCUAGUGACUCGAAUGUUUAAUUAUUUACGACACGACAGAAAACUUGGCGCGUAAAAUUUUCCUGGUAAAGUAAAUGAUAAAAAUAAUCUAUGAUAAGACCCAUUUAUGAGACCUAAAGUUUUAAACCUCUCAUUAACACGGAAUAAAAUCGUUAAUAUAAUCGCAGAGAGCGAUUUUUUCCUCUUACUGAUAAUCUACUAAAAUAUGAAUGAGAUGAAAAAAAUAUCUUAAAAUUAGCAAAAUUUAGAAAUUUUUGAAACAAAAAUUUCUCACGCUCAAAAUUGCUUUUGUCAUCUUUAUAUAUUAUAAUUAUAUAA